AUGGCGAUGUCUCGAUGGGGCAUUGACAAGCUCCUCCGCUCGCGAAGCAGCGACAAGCUCGUCUCGCUCCUCCUUCCCAACGGGAGCAUGGAAAUGUUCGGCGGGGGUAAGACCGUCGCGGAUAUCAUGGCGGAAUACCCGGGCCACCACGUCGGCAGCAUCACUUCCUCUCGCCCGUGCCUCGCGCCGGAGAAGGCGCUUCACCCUGGCAGCACGUACUACCUCGAGCCUAACAAGCAAUCGUCUCUGAAAGGAGCUAGGUCUCUCCCUUCGAAAAAUGAGAAGGAUUUCAAGGGGUUACUUGACGGCGAUCGCAAUGGUGGCCCAGCGCCGCGCCGUGCUCGCAAGGAGAUGAGAAAAGCCGAACGGAAAGACGACAUUUUGACGGCGAAUGGCCAGACCGCCGGCUUCAUUCCGCGCCGCAUGUCCCUCGAUGCUGGAGCGCUUUUCAGCCGCCAACGAAGUGCCGAUGCCGCCGCCCUUGCCGCGGCGGUCGCUUCUUCUUCCAUGCGUCGCGACUACGUCUUCGAUGCCACGUCGGACGACGACAACGGCGACGACGCCGACGACGACGAAAUGAUUUCGCCGUUUCAGGCUGCCAACCGUGUCGCGUCGCGACGCGCGUCUCUCUCCGAUGCGGCAUCCGCCAGAUCCGCCGCCGCGUCACUUGCCGAAGCGCGCCAGAUCUGGGAAGACGAGAUGAACAUGCGCCAUCACUCCCGGCCGAAGCGGGUAAAUUCACUCACUGAACUUUCAAGUCACGGCAGUCACGACCAUGGCGGUUACGACCAUGGCAGUCACGAUCAUGGCGCUGGUUACGACAGUGAGUUCAACGGCUGCAACGUCACGGCGGGGCAGCAGAGUCCGUUUUCCCAGCUUGAGCGCCAGCUGUCGUGCGGCCGCUCCUGCGGAGGCUGCGCGAGCGGGGGCGGAAGCAUGCGCUCGUCGCGCUGCCCCUCGCCGGCUCCGCCAGUCCGAUCCGCUUCCGCCGCCGCCUUUCCCGACUUCGAGGGCGGCGAUAUCACCAGGGACCACUACGCCCUGGAUUCCGCCGAUGGCGCAGCCGGCGGAAGGAGCGGGCGGCGCGUGCUUUACCGCGGCUCUGGCAGCGCGCAAGAAGGAUCUGCGCGAUCCGCGUUCCCGGAUUAUGACGCUUCCGCUGCCGCGGCGGCAUGUGGGCUCGUUCCGUCACCGUCGCCGCCGCCGCCGGGAUUGGCGCAGUGGCAGCAGCAGUCCUUUUCAAGAUCUGCCACUUACAGUUGCAACGAUUCCCGCGGAAACGACUCCCAGCACGACCCGCGGUCUGCGCCGCGCGCGCGCUUCCCCUCCGCGCCGUCGACGCCCAUUCACCGAACGAGUCUGGACCACCGCGCGAUGCGGGCGGGUCGCCCGCACCCCGCGGACGCGUCCGCUGCCGUGGCGUCGCUCCGUGUCCGGAGCCCAACGGCAGAUGUUCGAAGCGUGUUCACGGCGGUUGAUUCGGACUGCGAGAGCCAAUGCGAAGAGGUUUGUGCGAUUCCUCCAUUGGUGGAGUCACCAGCAGCCAAUCCCGAAGCAGCGUUUGCUGACACCGAGGAUUUCACCAAGGCAGGCGGCUCUGACCUGCAUUAUGUCCAGAUGCAGGCAACCAAGCCGAUGGAGGAUCAGCCGAAGAUCUCCACCAAGCUCCUCCCUCUAGACACCAAAGAGUCAUCAGUGCUCGACGUGUUGGUGGUUGGCUGUGGGCCGGCGGGGCUCUCUAUUGCGGCUGAGUGCGCCAAGCGGGGACUGACGGUGGGGCUCGUUGGCAGGGAUGCACCCUUCGUCAACAAUUACGGCGUCUGGCUCGACGAAUUCAAAGCCAUUGGGUUGGAGCACUGUAUCGACCAAGUGUGGACCGACACCAUCCUGUACACAGACUCCGAUGUUCCCAUCACCACCGGGAGGGCGUAUGGCCGGGUAGAGCGCUCAAGACUCCACAACGAGCUUGUGCUGAGAUGCCAGCAGGCGGGCGUGCGGUAUGUGGAGAAGGAGGUGGAGAGCAUAGAUGACACCGCGCGGAGCAGCACAGUGGCGUGCACUGAUGGCUCGCGCAUCAAAAGCAGGCUCGUUGUGGUGGCGGCUGGAGCAGCUUCUGGGAAGUUUCUCGAGUACGACAAUGACACGAGAGGCGUGGGCGUCCAAACAGCAUACGGCAUCGAAGUGGAGCUGGACUCAGCCUACCCGUACAACCCAGCCAGCAUGCUGUUCAUGGACUACCGGGACCUCAUACGCUCCCAUGAGGAGGAGGCAGCGGAGGGGGAGCUGUCUCAGCGCCCCAGCUUCCUCUACGCCAUGCCCUCUACCCCAACACGGGUGUUCUUCCAGGAGACGUGCCUGGCGUCCCGCCCUGCAAUGCCGUUUGACAUGCUCAAAACGCGCCUGCGCAGCAGGCUGACACAGCUGGGGGUGAAAUACUCUGUGACACACGAGGAGGAGUGGUCAUACAUUCCAGUGGGCGGCUCUCUCCCUCUCACCACUCAGCAGCACUUGGGCUUUGGUGCUGCUGCGUCCAUGAUCCAUCCUGCCACAGGCUACUCCAUCACUCGUUCUCUCACCGAAGCUCCGCACUACGCCACUGCCCUCGCUGCUGCUCUGCACUCUCCCAGCCGAACUUCACUAGAAGCCGCAACUCAAGCCUGGGACCACCUGUGGUCAGCAGAGCGCAAGAGGCAGCAAUCGUUCAUGAUAUUCGGCCUUGAGCUCAUUCUGAAGCUCGACGCACCAGCCACGCGAGACUUCUUCAACGCCUUCUUCAAGCUACCUCCCAGGCUAUGGCGUGGCUUCCUGGCAUCCAACCUCUCCUCCCUCGACCUCCUCCUCUUCGCCUUCUCCACCUUCCUGGUUGCUUCCAACCCCCUCCGCUUCCGCCUCAUCCACCACCUUAUCACCGACCCCAGCGGGGCAAACCUCAUUCGCACUUACGCUGGAAUCAAGAACCCUCCAGCUGAGAACCAAGAGUAG
Messenger RNA from Closterium sp. Yama58-4, 2982 nucleotides. Lineage: Eukaryota; Viridiplantae; Streptophyta; Zygnematophyceae; Desmidiales; Closteriaceae. The record is from the annotation of a GenBank genome assembly.